GGGAAAUCCACCCUCACAUCACCACCAUCAUAAUCGCCGCGCUGCUCGAAUGUUGCGUUUGAGAUAAUCUUCUGUGUGGUUGGGGAUAUCUUGGUCGUCGUUCACAUACGGCACGAUGAACUUGAAAUUGCACCAGCCUGUUCGGAUAGCCAUUCUUGAGUGCGACACGCCCUUGCCCAAGACGAAGGAUAAAUUUCAAGGGUAUGGAGGCGUCUUUGAAGUCUUGCUGCGAUCCGGCGCAAAAGCAUUGGGUCGACCAGAUCUAGACCCUGAAACCGGCCUCGAGAUAUCCAAAUGGCAGGUCGAGCUGGAGCCAGAGCGUUAUCCUGACCCAGGGACGAUCGACGCCAUCCUGAUCACUGGUUCCAAACAUGACUCUUUCGCCGACACUCCAUGGAUCAACAAACUGGUCGAUUACACAGCAAUGAUAUCGUCAGAAACACAGGUCCGCGUCAUCGGCGUCUGCUUCGGCCAUCAGAUCGUAGGACGGGCAUUGAAAGCAGAAGUUGGACGAAAUCCUCUGGGGUGGGAAGCUGCCGUCACUGAUGUCGACUUGUCGGCGAAGGGAAAGGAGAUCUUUGGAGUGGACAAGCUACGAAUACACCAGAUGCACCGUGACUGCGUCUUCUACUAUCCAGAAGGCGUCGAAGAACUAGGAUCCUCCCCAGUCUGCAAAGUACAGGGCAUGUAUUCGCCUAAACGAUUGAUGACGGUUCAAGGGCAUCCGGAAUUCAACAAGGACAUCAUGCGCGAAAUUGUGGAUACUCGACAUGCCACUGGAAUCUUCGACGACAAGGCUUAUGAAGAGCAUGAGAAGAAAGUGGACUUGCCCCAUGAUGGGUUGAUCGUUAGUCAAGCAUUUCUGAGGUUUCUAACGGAAAAGUAGACCUGGGACUUGUCGUGGAGUCUGGACAGAUUGAGGGAUUCGGAUAGAGUCAGCCGGGGAAGAACUCAACAUUGUGCAUCGUUUUACAAGUUGGACGACCACGGACAGUGGCUGUCGGCAUAUAGCCUGGUUCUUGAACUCUCCUUUCGAUGUUGAUGCCCGCAGUCAUUCCUAUGACACCAUUCUGUCGGCAUCAGCAGCACCAGCAGGUAUCUUCCC
Molecule: messenger RNA, 1105 nt
Organism: Exophiala xenobiotica
Lineage: Eukaryota; Fungi; Ascomycota; Eurotiomycetes; Chaetothyriales; Herpotrichiellaceae
Exons: 3
Coding region: 116-886 (256 amino acids)
Cellular component (GO): nucleus; cytosol
Source: RefSeq, a predicted model, not a curated record